AUCUGUACUUAUUUAUAUUUAUACUACUGAAUUAUUAUUCAAUGAAAAUUACAAAAAAGUAAAUAUCUAGGAAAGCAUUAAACUGAUUCAGCUCACCUCAACAGUCAACUUCGACUCUAGGCACUAAAUCAAAUAAAAUCCAUUAUCCAACUCUCUUAUCUUUCUCUUUUUCUUUUCUUCUUUUUCUGUUCUUAAUCAGCAAGAUCUUUUGUGUCUUCUGUUAAAGUAUCUUCAGUUCUGUACUUUUUGCUGAGGUGAAAUAUGAAGUGUGGGUACUAAUUUUUUGGGGGAAAUUUGAACAAAGAUGCCUAAUUUUUCAUUUUGAUCUGUAAAUCUGAGGUGCUGUGAUAAAUUAGUGGUAACAAAUGCAGAGGCAAACAAGGUCUAUGGAAAGAUUGAAUAGUAUGAGGGGCAAAAGGCCCUUGGAUAAUGGUGGUGGUGGUGGUGGGGAUGAUGAUCAGCCUGAGCAAAAGAGGCCAGCUUUAGCUAGUGUGAUUGUUGAAGCUUUGAAGGUGGACAACUUGCAAAAACUUUGUUCAUCACUGGAACCUAUACUUCGUAGAGUUGUCAGUGAAGAACUUGAACGUGCUCUGGCUAGGAUAGGCCCUACUAGAGUUGCUGGGAGGGCUUCACCCAAACGAAUCGAAGGGUUUGAUGGAAGGAACUUGCAGCUGCAUUUUAGAUCCAAGUUAUCACUUCCUUUAUUCACUGGUGGGAAAGUUGAAGGAGAGCAGGGUGCGGCAAUCCAUGUUGUAUUGAUUGAUGCUAACAGUGGUCAUGUGGUGACAUCUGGGCCUGAAUCGUCCAUAAAGCUUGAUAUUGUUGUGCUUGAAGGUGAUUUUAACAAUGAAGACGAUGAAGAUUGGUCUCAAGAGGUGUUUGAAAGCCAUGUUGUAAAGGAACGUGAAGGAAAGAGACCACUUUUGACGGGGGAUUUACAGGUGACUCUGAAAGAAGGUGUAGGAACACUGGGCGAACUUACAUUCACUGAUAAUUCGAGUUGGAUCAGGAGUAGAAAGUUCAGGCUUGGCCUCAAGGUGGCUUCAGGAUAUUGCGAGGGCAUUCGUGUACGUGAGGCAAAAACCGAAGCCUUUAAUGUCAAGGAUCACAGAGGGGAAUUAUAUAAAAAGCACUAUCCUCCGGCCCUUUAUGAUGAUGUCUGGAGACUGGAGAAGAUCGGUAAGGAUGGUUCUUUCCACAAGAGGCUGAGUAAUAAUGGGAUUAAUAUUGUGGAGGAUUUCCUCCGCCUUGCUGUCAAAGAUUCUCAAAAACUAAGAACGAUCCUCGGAAGUGGCAUGUCUAAUAGGAUGUGGGAUGCUCUCAUGGAGCAUGCAAAGACCUGUGUUCUAAGUGGAAAGCUGUAUGUUUAUUACUCCGAUGAUGCAAGAAAUGUUGGCGUGGUAUUCAAUAAUAUAUAUGAGCUAACUGGUCUAAUUGCCAGAGGGCAAUAUUUUUCAGCCGAUUCUCUCUCCGACAGCCAAAAGGUUUAUGUUGAUACCCUUUUGAAGAAAGCAUAUGAAAACUGGCAUCAAGUUAUAGAGUACGAUGGCAAGGCACUUGUGAAUUCCAAACAAACGCGAAGAACGCGUUCAUCCCAAAAUGACCUAUCAAUGAGUGCAAUCAGUUAUCCAAAUGCUAUUGAUGAUCAGAUGGCUUUUCCCCAGUUGCAUACGACAGGUUCUACUGAGCAUGCUUUAGCGGAGAAUAGUAUAACACCUUUAGGAUAUAAUGAUAAUAUGGUGAACAAAUUCUCGAAUCAAACGCAUCCAAUGAAUUCUAGUUCACAUAAUCAGUUCGAGAACACUUUAUUCUCCCAGCAUGCUCUGAUAGGUGGCAAUGGUUCCGAACAAAGUCAGAUUACUGAGAGCAAUAACCGGGCAGGGUUGUCUUUAGGCCCUUCCCAGCCUUCUGCUUCUGGGUUUCCGAUCAUGCAAUCGUCUCAACCGUCCUCUAUCAACGCCUAUGAUGAUUGGUCACAGGGCCAAAUUUCAGAGGAAGAUAUCCGCAACAGAAGUCACGAAUUACUUGAAAGCGACGAUAUGCAGCAGCUGCUUAGACUUAUGAGUAUGGGAGGCCAUAUGAACAUGCCUGAUGAAACUUUUCAGUCAUACCCAACUUUCAUGCCGACACCAUCUAACUACAAUAGUUUCGAGGAGGACCGGAGUCGUCCAGGCAAAGCUGUUGUCGGUUGGCUGAAGAUCAAGGCAGCUAUGAGAUGGGGCUUCUUUAUUCGCAAGAAAGCAGCUGAGAGACGUCGUGCUCAGCUUGUGGAACUCGACGACUGAGAUGAUGAUUCAGUGUUUCUUGACUACGAAGCAGCGAUGUAUGUUUGCAUCAUGUUAAAUUGCUGCAAUUAGCUUCCAGUAUCAGGUCUGACUUUGCUGUUUAUUAUAAGAUUCAUGCGUAGAUAUGUUUUGUACAGAAACCUGUGCAGUGAUUUGUAUUCCAGUAAAACCUCUUUUAACUAAAACCUCCAUCGCAACACCUUUUCUUCUAGCGUGAGUUUCGGUUUUUGUAGUUAUGGCAAAAGUGUUUUUGGGAUUUCAGAUGUUCGAAUGGGUUUAGAGUACGAUAUUUUGAAUCAUGUCAAUUGUGA
This is a messenger RNA of Amaranthus tricolor (Joseph's coat), 2596 nucleotides long. RefSeq names its product calmodulin-binding protein 60 B-like. Gene Ontology annotation, molecular function: sequence-specific DNA binding; calmodulin binding; DNA-binding transcription factor activity. Gene Ontology annotation, cellular component: nucleus. The record is from RefSeq and is a predicted model, not a curated record. Bases 366 to 2285 code for a protein of 639 amino acids. Lineage: Eukaryota; Viridiplantae; Streptophyta; Magnoliopsida; Caryophyllales; Amaranthaceae. Gene Ontology annotation, biological process: regulation of salicylic acid biosynthetic process. The transcript is spliced from 10 exons.